AUGAGAGGAGUGGAGAAAAGAAAAAGAGGAAUUAUACAAGAGAGAGUUGAGAAACUGGAAUGGGAAAAAGAAAGAAGGGAUAGAGAAGAGAAGAGAAAGAACAUAAUAAUCAGAGGGUCUAAUUUCGAAGAGAAAGAGUUGAAGUGUGAGAUAGAGAGCUUUCUGGCAGUUAAUCUAAAAGUGGAAACAAAAGUCCGAAGCGCACACAGGCUGAAUACGAGAAGAGACGGAAACGGAAGCAAGAUAGUACUACUGAAAUUGGAGGAAUGGGAGGAUAAGAGGAAGAUAAUGGAGAAGAAAAAGGAGUUAAACAGAGGAAUAUACAUAGAAGACGACCUAACCUGGAAGGAGAGAGAAGUACAAAAGAGGCUGAGAGAGCUAGCAUGGGAACACAAGAAAAGCGGAAAAUCGGCGAAAGUAGGAUAUUUCAAGCUAUGUAUGGAUGGGAAGUGGUUCCGUUGGGAUGAAAGAAAAGGAAGUUUAAGAGAGGAAGAAGAGAGAAGAGCCUGA
Formica exsecta is the source of this 510-nucleotide messenger RNA. RefSeq lists its product as uncharacterized. Lineage: Eukaryota; Metazoa; Arthropoda; Insecta; Hymenoptera; Formicidae. The record is from RefSeq and is a predicted model, not a curated record. The transcript has a single exon. Bases 1 to 510 code for a protein of 169 amino acids.